Molecule: messenger RNA, 1329 nt
Organism: Brassica napus (rape)
Lineage: Eukaryota; Viridiplantae; Streptophyta; Magnoliopsida; Brassicales; Brassicaceae
Product: pseudouridine-5'-phosphate glycosidase
Exons: 12
Coding region: 157-1155 (332 amino acids)
Molecular function (GO): pseudouridylate synthase activity
Source: RefSeq, a predicted model, not a curated record
AUAUAAUUCUGUUAAUAUACCGCAGUCGUUAUCACUAUCACUGGUAUAUGAAUAUUCUGUUCUGCAGAUUUGAGUACAGAUCUCAGUGCGUUCGUAUAUAUAUUGUUUUUGUCAGUAAAGAUAAUCUUUUCGUUAUUUAGAGAGAUUCAGAGAGAAAUGGCUUCAUAUUCUUCGUCCUCUCUUUCUAGAAUCUCAACUCUCCAGAAUCAUAUCUCCCCUCUUGAAGCCAACAACAAGCUACGGAGUCUGGUCAAGAUAUCUCCACAAGUGUCUGAAGCCAUAGCCAGUGGACGUGCUGUGGUCGCUCUUGAGUCAACCAUUAUCUCACAUGGGAUGCCUUACCCUCAAAACCUGCAAACAGCAAAAGAGGUGGAGUCAAUUGUGAGAGAGAAUGGAGCAGUCCCUGCAACAAUAGCUAUAUUAAACGGAGUACCUUGCAUAGGUCUGAACGAAGAAGAACUAGAACGUCUUGCAUCUCUGGGCAAAAGUGUCCAAAAGACUGCAGGCAGGGACAUACCACAUGUUGUGGCGACAAGAGGAGAUGGUGCAACUACAGUCUCUGCAACGUUGUUUUUUGCUUCAAUGGUUGGCAUCCAAGUCUUUGUAACCGGCGGGAUAGGAGGUGUGCAUAGACAUGCCAACCAUACUAUGGACAUAUCAUCUGAUCUUACUGCACUAGGAAGGACUCCUAUAGCUGUGAUAUCAGCAGGCGUUAAAUCAAUACUUGAUAUCCCAAAGACUCUUGAAUAUUUGGAAACUCAAGAAGUGUAUGUUGCUGCAUACAAGAGCGAUGAGUUUCCAGCAUUUUUCACAGAGAAAAGCGGCUGUAAGGCACCUUCCCGAGUUGAUAGCCCUGAAGACUGUGCUCGAGUAAUAGAUGCAAACAUGAAGUUAAACCGUAAGGCGGGGAUUCUAUUCGCUGUUCCAAUCCCAAAACAGCAUUCAGCUGCCGGAAAUCUUAUCGAAUCAGCAACACAGCGUGCUCUUACAGAAGCAAGGGAACAAAACGUUACUGGAAAUGCCGAAACUCCAUUCUUACUCUCACGUGUAAAUGAGUUAACUGAAGGCACCUCACUUGCAGCAAAUAUUGCGCUUGUGAAAAACAAUGCCCUUAUCGGUUCUCAAAUUGCAGUAGCGCUUUCUCAGCUGGUAUGAGCUUCCUUAUCAACCUCAGACUCAGGCUCAGGUUCAUGAUUCAGGACUGGUCAAAGAUCUUUUAGAUUGGUAGUAAUCUAGUGUUUUAAUGUUGCUUAUGAAAUAUUGUUUCUUGCCCAAAAAAAAACUCUUUUUUAACAAACUUUCACAUGUUAUAUGAAUAUUUUUAUAUCA